AUGUUGUCCGAUAUUAGCCCAACAUUUGUCAAUGUUCUGCAAUACACGCGAGAGCAUGGGAAUGCCGAAUGUUCUGAUGCCAAAGAUAAAAGAGGUAUACUAGAACGAAAUGGACUUGCGUGGUAUGCUCGAGGUUCCGUACUGGAAGUGUUCAACAUCAAUUCCAGCUUUAAGGUUAUUUCACACAAUUUCAAUGCUUCUACAAGCAAAUUGAAAUAUUGUACAAUCGAAUGUGUCGAGGAAGUGCAGGCACUAGAAUGCGCUAUACUGGCCGUGGCACUGCGGGUGGGACCCGAACAGUCUCAGAUAGUUUUUCUAUCCUUGCGCGGCUGCUGCGAACUGGGACGCAUUGAUAUGCAACAAAAUAUCAACAUUCUGCGAUUUGUUGACCCCAGCUCAUGUUCGAUAGGGCUGCUAAGUAAAUAUCAGGGCUGUUUGGCUUGCGGAACGAUAGAUGGAACCGUUAUACUAAUAGAUUUGUGUGUUAAGCUAUCAAAUAAUGGAUUUAAAAUGGAAAUUUGUAUGAAUGGCAAUGGAAAAAAGCAGUGCCACGUAGAGUUUUCGAGAGGAAAUUUGAAGCAACUGGAAAAACACCAUGAAACGAUCAAAGAUCGUGGUAUAUACUUUGGAUUGCAGCUCAGUCAUGACGAGCAGGCCUCAGUUGAGUGUAUUCUGGAUAUAGUACAGUUGAAGGUUAUCUGCAUUGGAUUCGCGGACGGUACCAUUCUGUUAUGGGAUUUAGUCCAUCAUUCCAUUAUGCAUCGAAUUGCUGCUCCCACGGAGAACUGCGCCGCAGUGGCUCUUAACUAUGUCGAACCGAGCGAUGAUCCCAAGGCUUGCUUGUACCUUUGGACAUUUUAUGCACAUCCGGAGGGUGCUUUCGCUUUUCUGCAUAUGGUAAUGUGUGAGGAAAAAUAUCUCCAACAAGGUACGUUUGUGUACGAUCAGUUUUUGUCUUGCUCAUCGCGGCUCUGUCUGACCAGCUACGACCCAGGAAGCAUUCCUCUGAAUGUGCAAGCAGUAACGAAAAAAGUGUCCCAGGAAGACGAGCCGAUUACGUUGAGUGUGUUGAGUUGGUUGGGAUCCAACGACACUACGACGGUGCUUGUAUUCGACUUGAAUCAGUGGUACAAGGCAGAGAUGCCGUUUGAUUGUGAUUGGCAACAGGAACUCACUCAUAUGGUAGCAUUCCAACUGAAUGAAGAGAGUUUUCAUGCUAGAAUCAACGAACAAUCGCUGGUGCUCUUUCGUUCAAUACAACGCCCAGAGGAACAUUUCUACCCGAGCUCUCUGGCUUUCGAUAUCUUGAAUUUUAAAGGCUUCAAUCGAUCGAUGCACCGAUGGAGUGGAUUGCAAAAUAAGCUGCUAGAGUAUCUCGAGAUGGACGGUUCCAAUAGCGUCAUCGAACCAGCCGGACUGUACGAGAUGCUUUGCCGAGCGGCAUUGUUUCCCCAGUUUCAUGAACCGAUCUCCCCGUCCGACGGUGUUGCGAAAGAGCAACGUGAAUUUAUUCUUUCCUUAGGUCUCGAAUAUAACUGCCAAAUGUUUCUGCAAAGUUGUGUUCAACAGUGGGCCGAUGGUAGUCAUUUGGGAGCGGAUCCCGAGCAGGGCGUAUCACUUUCGACUCUGACAGACUGGAUUUGGAACCGAUCGAAAACAUUGAAAACGGUUUGCAACCGUAUGCUAGCAUCGGUUUUGACGGAUGUAGCGGGUCGUCAGGUUGACACCCGAACACAGGAUGCUCUUUCGCAUUGCACGCGUCAGAUGAAACAGUUGUCCGAAUUAUAUCAGACAAUUUUAAACGACUGUCAGGAAUAUAUUCCACCGAAUGUUCAGGAACGACUCUCAAAAGAAUCAGAUUCGAUUUCGGCAGCUGCGGAAUACCAAACUGUUCUCCAGUGGAUGCUACACAUCGGUAUUCUCCCGGAAGGAAACGAGAGUGGGAAUGAAAAUGAAUGUGAUUCUCCUUUGCUUGUUCCGUUCGCAUACUCUCGGUUGUCAGAAUUUUAUUGCGCAAGGCGACGCAUGUUGCAAGAUGAUGCAAGAGAAACUUUGUCCGAUGUCCCAAUUAUGGAUAGGCUGCUUUUCGUAGACAAUCUUGUUGAACGUGACUUCGAUGCAGAAACUCUCCGAAAGGCUUGGCACGAAGAUAGCACCCUUCCUAGCCACCCGCUAUAUCCACCGCAAUCGCUGCAAAAAGCGUUGCGUAUUUUGCUCAUUCCAAACACCUCUCUCGAACGCAAGCAGAUGAUCCUUAUGUAUCUCCUUAUGGAUGUCGUUUCCGCGAUGGAGGAAGAAAGGUAUCAACAUAUUGUGUGUAAAGUUGAGAAUUUCUCUCGUGUAUUUAAUUUAAAAAUUGGUAUGAUACGACGUGUGCAAGCUUUUUGGCAUCUGGAUCAUGGAAAUUUGGCGGAUACGGUUGAAUGUUUCCUUUCACCGCUGUCCAGCGCUAUGGAAUACCCGCAAUGGCACCGAGAGCUCAUGGUGUCGGUUCUUUUGCGUUUGGAUUCCCCUCAUCUCGCUCUGAAAAUUGUACAAGCUCCAGGUAGUCCAGUUACGCCGCAACUCGAAUUGGAAACUCUCAUACGCAACAAUCUUAUUUCGGAGGCAUUCAGUCUACAGCGGCGCACUCCACAACCGGAUGGUUGCCAACUGGUCUGGUUCGUCAAAGCCAUCAUUAGGGCGGGAAAACCAAACACUUUGCUGGAGUUUGCACUCACCGAAGAAGAGAAGCAUGUGCUGCACCGUCAUUUGCAAGACAGUCAAUUGGAGCUGAGUGACAGUUUAAUGUUGGGCCAUCUGUUGCAGAACUUUCAGUUUGUUCAAGCCGUUCAGCUGGUAGAUAGGUUAGGCAGGAGACGGAAUGUUGAGGUGCACAAAGAAAUUCUCGGAUUGUACCACAGUGCACUUGACUCCACCAGCCAACAGUUGGCCUACCUAACGUACCACAACCAGGGUGAACUGAGUCCUAAGGGCAGGUGUAACUCUGAGGAGCACAGCCCGACCUCGGUUUCUCCCUUGGAACCACUCAGCGCGAGUUUAAUACGCAAUAGAGCUGAUUUUCGAGUGCGUAUAUUGCACCGUUCGAUCGCAGCUAUCAAGGAGGCCGCCGUGAAAACGGGCUUACUGCAUGAUCAACCCUUUCUGGAGAAACCUAGUCUCGGAGUGUUUAAGUGUCGGCCAACUGUGCGUAGCCUGAACGUAUGCUACCCGGUGCGGUUAGAUCCGUCGAUGAAUAAACGGCGACAGCGCGAGUGCGACGCAUCAUUUGACGACCUCACGGCAGACCAUAAAGCUCCUUCACCGAUGCUGAACGAGGAGGACGUGUAUGGUAAUCCGCGCAAAAGACGCUGCAUAGAAACGGAAUGCAGCAAUGUAGAGCGAAAUUACGCCGUAAGAAAUUUCGCCCGAUUCGACGUUCCUACCCCCGUGAUACCGGAGUUUCGACCGAUGAAACCAAAGUUCAACUUUACAUCGGCUAGUGCGGAUACGGCGACGACAAAUUUGGCCGAGGCUUCUCAUUCAAAUAAAUCUACUAUUCAUUCACCCAGCAUUUUCCUGACCACGCCACCAUUUACAAAGAAGUUGCAACACCAGCAGAACCUGAAUUGCUCGGAUGCCGUCGCAUCCGAAUCGCACGAUGACUCGUACACGCCUCCGGGUAUUCUAAAGUCGACCCAAUCAGGACUUAACGUAUCUCCAGCACUACACGAUCGCUUAGCCACAGAAGGCGAAGAAAAAGUACUGCGGUUUGAGUUACCACCUGAUGCAACGCUUGAGGACACGUGCGUGAUGGACGACGAGGCGCAGGAGCAAAUUUCUGAAGUCACGACACCGACAGCAGAAACAGAUUUUGCAUCCACCCCGGUGAUACGCCGUGAUCUCGAUUUAUCCGGUAUGUCCACUGAUGACUUUUACUCCCCGGAGGUUACAAUGGAACCCACAUGCUUGGAGCAGGUGCUGGCGUCAGGAGGACCAGCUGGACGUCGCCCGAUACAUCGAUCUCGUUCGGGAACACCCGUAUCUCAAACGUCAAAGCACAGUGGGAACAAUAUAGCAAUCAUCAUUGAAGAUCAUAUUGUCGAAGAUGAUUUUAGCAGGUCAGAUAGACAUUCGGCGCAACAGCCGGCUGUGGAGGAACAGGAACAGGAUAUAGAAAUGCAAGUAGACGACGAUGAAGAACUGCCAUCGAAGGCAAAUGUGUUCGUUGUGGAAGACAGCGAUGUGGAACUGGCGGCAUCCAGUGAUGAACAACACGAUCACGAUGAUGAGAUAGUAUUCCUCGAUGAGGAAUUGCCGAACCAAUUACUAAAUGCUACCGAGUAAGUUUCCGACAGAUGUGAUGGUGUAGUGUUGCAAGCAAUUGUUGAGCCAAACUUAGGUUCUGCUGAAGAGCAAGAGGAUGGGAUAAAAGAUCAUUCUGAUGCGAUUGCUGAUAAUGAAGAACAAGGUGAAGAUGAUUACGAACAUGACGAUGAAGAAGGUACCACAUACGACGACGACGAUGAUGCUAAUGAUUACGAUGACGAUGAUGAUGAUGAUGAUGAUGAAGACGAUGAUCAAGAUGACGAUAGCGUGCUAGAAGUGAUCGAUCUUAGUGACGAUGAGGAACAAGACGAUCGGGAUAAAUCAGAACAUCUAGAUCCGCCUGCAGAUUCCCAUGAAUCUUCCUCCACAUCGUCUUCCGAAAGCGACAGUGACAAACAAGAUGGAAUGAUCCAGUUCUCCGAACCGGUUUCGAUCCAUCUAGAUGGGGAGCUAGAUGAUAACCAGGAUGCAUACAACGUGGAUGAUAGUCCUCUAGGAUGGCAAUAUGAAGAGUUCAAUUGUGAAUCUAUACCGGAAAAUUUGUUAAAUGACGAUGGAGAAGCUGAGCAAGAGGUUGCAGAGCAGGAGGUUCAACAGAGUGUAGCGAAUCCUGAUCAUGUCCUGGACUAUAUACAGGUGCCUACAACAUCAUCAUCUACGCAUCGCAUGGAAGGAGAAGGUUCGGCAGCUCCCACCAUUGAUGAAGAAGCGGAAUCGUCGGAAGUGGAGGAUUUAUCCGUCCCACAACAGGACGGCACUGAGACAGCCGAUGGUGUAGCCGCAAGAGAUCUGUCGGUUGCAGGUGGCGAUCAGUGGCCGGACAGUGUCGCAAGUUCCAGUUUGAGCUUAUCAGCUCCUACAUCGAACGCAUCUGCGGGAGCAGUGGCAACUACGUCGACGACGACGACGUCACCGACGACAGGGUCAACUACUGCAACGUUGCCACGCGAAACGCAAGCACAAACGCCGACACAAGAUAAGGUGUUCGGUCAACCGAAGAAUGCCCAUGAACUGGAGGUACCGGCGAUGAAUCUUUCAGUCAAGCCGGACGAGGCACAUGGUUCUAGCCGCAAAAACAGCAAGGGAGAAGAGAACGGGCUCACAGAAGAUGCGCGGGCGCUAAAUCUAUCAGCCGGGCAGCAAGAAAUGGCUGUCGAUAACGUAGACUCUAACACAGAGCAACAAAUGGAUCGGAGCGAAGAUAAUGUCAGCAUCGAUGAGAGUGAAGCAGAAGCUCUUGCGCAUAGCCCUGCCGCACAAGAAGCGCAACCAUCGGACACACCAAGGGCGGAGGAAAUAGAAGGUGAAGAGAUGCAAAUUGACUUGCGCGUAUCUGAUGAUGAAGGUGGGCUGCUAGAAAACGAUGGUUCUUCCGAUACAACCUCAUCGAAGUUAGAGCAACAAACUGUCGACGAGAAUGAAUCCAAUGAAUCCGUACCUUCUGCUGUCCCUGCUCCAGCAGAAGAUGGUCCAUCGGUAGAACAGAUAAAUAGUGAGGAAUCCCUACACACAUUACGGACUAAUGUUAAGACUCGCCUGAUGGCAGCAAUGGAGAAAUCGGGCGCAACCCCCGAGCUACCUCGCACGCCAUCGCGAAGGCGUUCCGUACGAGCCACAUCCGUGGCUCUAGAGGAGACCAACACUCCCAUCUCACCAUCGCUUUCACGUAGUCGACGCUAUACGUCCAUGGAUAAUUUAACGGGGACACCCGAUGCAAUGCUACCCCUCACUCCGCGACGUUCAACGCGUGCUAGUUCGUUGGCGAAGGAAUUGUUUGCAACCAGCACGCCUCCGAAACGUUUGCGCAGAGCUUCGCAAGCAUCAAACGAUACCGAGCAUCCUGAUUCUCUCGCAAACAGCCCAACGGAUCCAGUAAUGGAACCGCCGGAACCAUCGGAGAGAUCGUUCGCCAGCUCUACGGCAAGCAGCACUCGACGCAGUAUGCGUUUAAAGAAGACAAAAACUGUGCCUCCGCCAGAGUCAGGUGAACUUGUGCAAUCGCGAGUGGGCACUGGUGUAACGACCGAAUCUGGUACUUCAUUAUUGUCGGACUACUCCUCGAACCGACGGCUCACUCGACACCAGCUGGCAGUGAUGGAGAAAUCACUGGAACCGACAGCCUCCACCAGCGGAUCUAGGUUGUCGGUUGAUCGUAUCAGUAGAGCAGGUUCGAAGGACACGAUUACACGCGACCCGACCGAAGCCGGCGAAAGUGACUCAGAAUCGGUUGUAUCGAAUAUGAGCAAUCAGUCUUCUAUUCGGUCGACUCGGUCCCGUUCCAACAGGUCGACUACGGCUCGCUCGAACCUGGGCAGCUCGAAUCGAACCGUUAGUCAGCAAAAACCAACCGACCCGGUUGAGUCUGAUUCUGAUCAGUCGUUAGUAUAUGCCAGUAGCCAACGAUCCACCAUGGGGUUGGAACCGAUUGCUGAAGAAGGUGAAUCUAACCCUGCAAGCACUCGCAAGCGGCGCGGAAGACCACUCACCAAGAGUAAGAAAUAAGUGGGAUGUACGCGGGCGUAGCAUGAACGCAAUAAUAUCGCCCCUAAGACAGGAUUCUUGUACCACGUGGACCAUGCAGUUGGGUUGUUUCCACAUAAAGUGUAUUUGUGCCCCAGUAUCAUGUAGCAUAUGUAUUUUUUUAUCUUUUUGUUUGUUGGAAAUAGAAUAAAGUUUUUUUUGUCACAAAUGUU
Messenger RNA from Anopheles nili, 7001 nucleotides. RefSeq lists its product as uncharacterized. Gene Ontology annotation, molecular function: protein binding. NCBI's taxonomy places the organism in Eukaryota, Metazoa, Arthropoda, Insecta, Diptera, Culicidae. The record is from RefSeq and is a predicted model, not a curated record. The transcript is spliced from 11 exons.